AUGGCGACCAUCAAGAUCAAAAGAGGCGGACGGCUUGGAGGUCAAAAGAUCUCACAUUCUACCAUCGUCGACUCCACCAACUUGAUCGACCUCCUCAUUGCUAUCCAGGCAUAUGGGGUCACCAUCCUCCCCGUCUCGCACCAGCUUGGUCUGGAGAUCGUCGGCCAAGGCGUUGCUCAUGGAGAUAUCAAACCAGAAAACUUCGUCGUGGACCAGCAGGGGGAAGAAGAGACUUGCCAACUUAUUGACUUUGGUUCCUGUGUGAUUAAAGAACAGAAACGAUACCCAACAUCCAGUCCACCUUGGAAUCCUCCUGAGCUUGGACGCACAGCGACACCGCGUUUGGCAGGCUUCGACUUCAUCUCACAAGCUGACCUGUUUUCUUUGGCCUUGGUUCUGGUUCACAUCUUAGUCCCUUCUGAACUUCUUAGGGCUUCCAAGGCAUUGUUCCUGCGCAUCUGUGCCACAGAUUCGGAAUGGGAACAAACUUGCUUAGACCUAGAUCAAGCGCAACAACAAGGCUCAUGUUCGCCAUUGACCUUCCGGCUUGUUGAGGCAAUACAUAAUGCAGAUUUAUCUCAUAAGGAGAAGGAUGUUCUCUGCAACAUAGUAAAUAGUGCAAUUCUUCCCCCCAAUGGUAGCAGACGGAUACCAUGGCAAGGAAUCGUCCAUCUCCAAAACGACGUGUCGUCAAAAUUGAAAUCAGUUCUAGAGGACGAGUCACCCGAUACUGUCGAAUUGCCACGUCGCAUCUUUGAUUCUCCCUCAUAUGUGCACGAAGAGCACAAGAUCUUUGAGCUUCAAGGUCUGCUGGGAGAGCUGGAUGAUACUGAUUUUGCUGUGAGACAGACGGUCUUGAGAGCAGUGGAACGCAAGGCACGGUCAUCUGGAUGCCAUAAAUGUCGCAAGGACUACUCCUUCCAAGCGGCCAUUUGUCAUGAGAUAGGAUUUGGAGCACCUCCAGUAUCAUCUCAGGAGCGCGAUUACCUGGAAGCCAGUGGCCUGGCGCAAGAUGACCUUAACAACGCGGUGAAAAGGAUAUCAGAGGAAUACAAAGGCACAAAUUACGUGCCACAGAAAGUACUGGAACAGCUAUUCUUGCCAGUUGUACAAUCUUCGAAUCGCCCAAUCGAGUACCAAAGGCGUCAACGACUUCCUGCUGCCACCAAAGCCCUAAAAGCAGAAAUUGAUGCUAGAACCCGAGUCUUCGGACCGACAGACCGCUGUUUGGCCCGACCAAUGGAAGAGCUCGCCCAGGUUUAUUUAACCCAAGGCAUGUGGGUAGAAGCGGCUGCUUAUCAACAAAAAGCAACCAAUGCCUUGGAGAGCCAUGGAAUAACCCAUCCGUCUUUCUUAUCUGCUAAACUAAGAUUGGCCGACAUAUGGUUUGAGCAAGGGCUUUACCGUCAGGCGGAAAAGGAGCAACGCAACUGCAUCUCGCAACUCAAGCCUGUUGUGGGUGGUAAUCAUCCCGACGUUGUUGCAGCAUCUAUGUCUCUGGCCAAAACAAUGUCUCACCAGGGAGCUCAUGGCGAGGCUGAAAGCAUAGCACAGGAGGUUGUUUCGUCUAGAAGCAGCGCCCUAUCACCAAGCCACCCCUUGACCAUUAACGCAGAGCUAAAUAUGAUCGGAAUCCUCGUCAAUGGGGGACAUACACGCAAGAUAAAGGGGAUCAUGUCUGCUGUCGAAAGGAAGCUAUCCAACAUCUUGCAGACUGACACUAUCAGAAAGGCUGAAUUUGGCAUUUCACAGGCUAUCGUUUACAGGGAGAUAUGGCAACUCGAUCUGGCUUUAGAAAAGGCUCAAGCUGUCGAUGCAUGCCUUGCUCGGCAGCAUAUUGACGAAAAGGACAACCUUCGACUUUCUGUAUACAGACUAGAGGCCACUAUUCACCAUGCCAGUCAGAAAUGGAAGCUGGAGGAGGCACUCUUGAGGAAGGUCAUCGACCUCUCAGAUACAAACCUGGAAAAGGUCGCCAAUAAGUCGCAAUAUGACCUUGCCAAUAAUCUCAUAUUGCAAGGACGUCUGCAAGAAGCUUUGGAUAUUGUUGAGGUCGUAAAGCCCGACAUUGAAAUGCCAAUGGCAACAAACCCAGAUGCAUAUUAUUCCUAUUAUCAGAAGCUAGCCACUAUUCUUGAGCUUCAGGGAAAAUACAAAGAAGCAGAAGCACAACUGAAAACGCUUUUGGAACGGUGCAAAAGAGAGUUGGGGAACACCCAUGGCUUGACCAUUGAGGCAGGUCUAUACCUGGGUAGUUUCUGGGCGGAAAGGCAUCUAUUUCGGGAGGCCCAGUUAUGCUUUGAGGCACUUCUCGAAAGCAUUACUUAUCUGCCUGGAAGCCAGCAGAUUGAAAUUUUGAGCCAUCUGGCUACUACCUAUCGCCAACUUGGAGAACUCGCGAAAGCCAUCGAUACUUGUCAGAAGGCCUUGAAACAGGCUUCUGAGACACAGGUCGAUGAGAGCAGCAGAGUCCUUCAGCUUCAAAACAUUCUUGCAAGUAUUUACAUAGACUUGGAAGAGUGGGAAAAGGCCGAUGAGAUUCUGGAUUCAAUCAAGGGCAAACCCUGUAAUGCCCAGCUUUCCUCGUCAAUCAAGACUAAUCUUUAUAUCUUGAGAAGGAUUCAGGGUCGUCGUCGAGAAGCUCUAGACCUUGCCAUGGACGCCCAGAGACUUCAGACAGAAUGCUUAGGAGUGGCAACAUCAGAACGUCUCACUGUGGAAAACAAUGCCAUGCGAUGUCAGCUCGAUUUCUUGGGUCUGACAGAUGAGGUUGAGUCACAAGUCCAAGAACUAAUGCGUCAAAGGGAGGAGACACACUUUUCUAACCACCCUUUGCACGUAGCUCUGAUGUCUGACAUCGCUUAUGCAUACAGCUUACACGGAAGGAUGAGAGAAGCGGAGGAUCUGCUUAACAAGAUUGAUGCUCUUGGAGAACUCAGUGAGAGUGACAAACCGAUCUCUUGCGCGACAGCGCUUGGGAAACGGGCAACCAUAUACGCGCAUUUGGGGCGAUUACCCGAGGCCGAAAAAUGCGAAAGAAAAGCCCUUUCUGUUAGACAAAAGGUUUUCCCUCGAGGACACCCUCUUAUCACAAGCACCAUGCAGAAUCUCGCGACAACGCUGGCCGGUUUACAGAAGUAUGAAGAGGCCGAGUCACUCCUCCAAGAGGUCAUUACUGUACAUGAUGAUCACGUCCAGAGGGCGACAGACCGAUCAGAUCUCAGGAGGGCCAGGCUCCGGCUUGCAUGGACUAAAAAGAAUCUGGCUGGGCUGCUAUUUCUGCAGGCUAAGGCAGUUGAGUCUCUCGAGCUUUUUAACCAAGCUCUUGAGAUCAGCUUGGCUGCUGAGGCAGAGCCUCCUGUGGUCCAUGAACUCAGGAGCAGUAUAGCUCAUGUCAAUGAAAUGCUAGCCACUUUGGAAGGGAGAAAGGAGGGCUAA
Molecule: messenger RNA, 3438 nt
Organism: Fusarium musae
Lineage: Eukaryota; Fungi; Ascomycota; Sordariomycetes; Hypocreales; Nectriaceae
Exons: 4
Coding region: 1-3438 (1145 amino acids)
Biological process (GO): protein phosphorylation
Molecular function (GO): protein binding; protein kinase activity; ATP binding
Source: RefSeq, a predicted model, not a curated record